Molecule: messenger RNA, 2213 nt
Organism: Grus americana (Whooping crane)
Lineage: Eukaryota; Metazoa; Chordata; Aves; Gruiformes; Gruidae
Gene: ALKBH8
Product: alkB homolog 8, tRNA methyltransferase
Exons: 12
Coding region: 20-2077 (685 amino acids)
Biological process (GO): tRNA wobble uridine modification
Cellular component (GO): cytoplasm; nucleus
Molecular function (GO): tRNA binding; S-adenosylmethionine-dependent methyltransferase activity
Source: RefSeq, a predicted model, not a curated record
UCUGUCUGCCUGCCCCAACAUGGCCGCCUCUAGCCAGAUCACCAGCAUGGAAGUUCAAACCAGUGAAGAUCAUUUGAAAGUCCAUAAAAUGAAGAAGAAGUUAUUGAGGAAGCAGGUCAGAGCUCAGCAUACAUUGAUGAGACAUGAGGGCAUUGAGUGCAUCUCCCAUGCUACGCAGAGCCUGGUUAUUGCCAAUGCUGGUCUGGGUAAUGGGAUGAGUAGACACCAGCUGCUGAGGAUAGUAGAAGAGUAUGGAUUGGUGGAAACACUCUUAAUGCCACCAAAUAAACCAUAUUCAUUUGUGAAAUAUGGGACAACAGAAGAAGCCAAGAAAGCCUUUGAUGCCCUUAAUGGAAAAGAAGUUACACUGGAAGACUUCGGCCAAAACAUUGUUCUAUACAUUAAUUUUGUGGAAAAAGUUUUCUGGCGGAAUGCUGUUCCUACAAGCUUGCCUCCAGGCCUAAUGGUCAUUGAAAAGAUUAUUUCUCCAGAGGAAGAAAGGAGGAUGUUGGAAAGUAUUGACUGGAUAGGAGAUGAAGAUACUCAAAAUGCCCAGAAGACUUUAAAACACAGAAGAGUAAAACAUUUUGGAUAUGAGUUUUGCUAUGAUAACAACAAUGUUGAUAAAGACAAACCUUUACCUGGAGGUCUUCCUGAAAUUUGUGACCUAUUCUUGGAGAAGUGCUUGAAGCAGGGAUAUAUAAAACAUAAACCUGACCAACUGACUAUAAAUCAGUAUGAACCUGGACAAGGAAUUCCUCCUCAUAUUGAUACACAUUCCGCUUUUGAGGAUGAAAUAAUCUCUCUCAGUUUAGGAGCUGAGAUUGUGAUGGAUUUCAAACACCCUGAUGGCCAUACAGUGGCAAUUAUGCUGCCCCGAUGCAGUUUAUUGGUGAUGGCUGGAGAAUCCAGAUACCUGUGGACACAUGGGUGUGUGAUUACACCCCGAAAAUAUGAUGUCGUUCAAGCAUCUGAGCUUGGGCAGAAAGUUGGAACAAUCACUGCUGAUGUUGGAGAUUUAACACUAAAUCGAAGGGAAACCAGGACAUCAUUUACAUUCAGGAAAGUGAGGAGAAGCCCUUGUAAUUGCAUUUACCCAUCUGUCUGUGACAGCCAGAAAGGACAGCAAAGACAGGUACAACCUUCAUUUCCCCGCAAUGAGAUGGAGGCCUCAAAGCUGGAGCAAGAAUAUGUACACAAAGUGUAUGAAGAGAUUGCCACACACUUCAGCAAUACCAGGCAUAGCCCAUGGCCCCGAAUUGUAGAGUUUCUCAGGUCACUACCAAAAGGGUCAAUAGUGGCUGACGUUGGUUGUGGUAAUGGCAAAUACCUAGGCAUCAACGAGGAUUUGUACAUGGUUGGCUGUGAUCGCAGCAAAAACCUCGUGGAUAUUUGUGGAGAAAAAAAUUUCCAGGCUUUUGUCUGUGAUGCCCUGUCAGUGCCAAUCCGCAGUGGUUCUUGUGACGCCUGCAUCUCUAUUGCUGUAAUCCACCACUUCUCAACAGCAGAGAGGAGACUGGCUACUAUCCGUGAACUAGUCCGGCUUCUAAGACCUGGUGGCAUGGCACUCAUUUAUGUGUGGGCAAUGGAACAAGAAUACAAAAACCAGAAGUCUAAGUACCUUAAGGAAAAGAAUGCUUGUAAAGACAAGGAUGAGGAAAUCAAUACUGGCAUGGCCCAGAGACCGCUUUGUGAUCAAAUGCCUGAUAGCAGCAGCCAAGACUCAGCAUGUUCUGACCGACUCCCUGAUGACUCAAAGGAUGAAGACUGUGAUGCAAAGCCAGUGGCAGACUCCAGAUUGCCUGUUCACACUAACCGAACCUCCUUUCACUCCCAAGAUUUGCUGGUUCCCUGGCACCUGAAAGGUAGCACUAAAAAGAAAGGGGAAAAUAGUGAUACAGUGUCGUUUCCAGCUGGCUCUAAGGAACAGCAAGAACUCAGCCCUGUUUUCCACCGUUAUUACCAUGUGUUCUGUGAAGGGGAACUGGAAGCAGCAUGCAGAUCCCUGGAUGGUGUGCGGGUUCAAAAGAGUUACUAUGAUCAGGGAAACUGGUGUGUGGUUCUAGAAAAGUUGUAGCCUGUGGUUUUUCCUCCACUACCUGUGAUGGUUUGUUUGUUUGUUUUUUACACCACGAAAGAUAUUUUUAAUGCAGACUGUGGCUUUUACCUCUUUUAAAAUAGCAGAAUAAAGAUUAUAUAUUGAGAUAAUAACA